AUGCCGAGUGGAUGGGACAUUAUUUGUGACCUUGGUAGUCGAAAUUUAGAUGAUGGUCGGCCAGAUUUAGAUAAUCCACAGCCACCGAGAUCUUUUUGCGAAUAUAGUUCAGUAAUUCUCCACCAAGGAUUUAUCUUUACUCGACCUUUAACAGCAACUGGAGUUUUACUACAUAUAAAUGAAGAAAACAAAGAAGAAGUGUUUUUUCAUCAGAUGACAAUCGACAGAGUUGAAGACGGAUUAUACAUCCUCCAGAACACUCAAUUCUCCACAGAAUCACCGAAAGCUCACGAAACACCAACUGUUAAAAUUCCACUUUUUGAUCCCUACUACGUGAACGCCGAAGACUUCUGGCAUCAUUAUCAAAUGAAUGGAAGAGCAAUUUUGAUCGAAGAUGACUAUACAAUUGAAAUUGUCAAUGAAAGGCACCCUGACAUGAAAACAGGAAGAUGGUAUCUUUGUCCGGAAGCCUAUUCUCUUGAGCUCAUUGAAGAAUUAACCGAAGAAAGUCGGAUUUAUUUGUAA
This is a messenger RNA of Oikopleura dioica, 525 nucleotides long. The record is from the annotation of a GenBank genome assembly. Lineage: Eukaryota; Metazoa; Chordata; Appendicularia; Copelata; Oikopleuridae.